AUGAUGAGCAACUGUUGUUCUCUCGCUCUUCCACAGCUCAUGAACCUCAAUUUAUCAGACCGCUGUGUCUCCCGCCACACUUACCUACCCUCCGCCGUCCUUCGCCGCCACCAUCGUCGCCGCCUCCUCAAAUACUCCCCCAAUCACGCCCAGACACCCAUCCCCACCCCAGCCAUCUUCAAGCUCUCCGACGACGGCCUCCAAAUAACCCUAAGAACCCCUAAUCAUUCCCUUCAGCAGGUCGAGAGCAGACUGAAUAAGUUCCUUGACUACGGCCGGGAAGCCCUAGACGACUUGAAGACCAUCGUCACCGUCAAUGGCGACAACGGUGGGUUCGUAAUAUCCUGCAGGCGAUCCACUGUUGAGUUUCUUAUUGCACUGUUUUUGACCAGUUUGGUAGCUGCUGUUGCUUUACGUGGUUUGUUUAAGGCUCGCAAAAGUAGCGGGGAGGUGCUGAUAUAUAAGAGGGAUAGGAGCCUUGGUGGCAGGGAGGUUGUGGUUGGGAAGAGCGAGACGAUGCCGGCCAGUAAAUCGACACCAUUGAGCUCGAAUGAUGCUUAUAGCUAUCACUGGAAGAGAAAAAACAGAACAAAAACGUUGGCCAGGAGGAGGAAGGAAGAAUUGCCUCAGUGGUGGCCUCGGACGGUGAACUGGGGCCCACAAGAAACAACUGAUAAGGAGGAUUAUCAGAGGACGGCGAACCAGUUGAUUCGAGCAAUAAUGGAUCGCAAAAUGAACGGGCUGGACAUAUCAAUGAAACAUAUAGUUCAGUUACGUUACUUAUGCAAAACAUAUGGAGUGAGGGCUAUCUUUGACACAGAAAAUGCACGUGAUUCGCUUUAUCGUUUGUCCGUUAACUUUAUUUUGGACUAUUGUGAGAGCAUAUCAAAUGAUGCUACCACCAUUCAGAUUAAUGGUGAGGAUAUCCGCCAGUUCAUUGCUGGGCUUGCUGAUAACGUUGGACUUGAGAGCACGCAUGCCGCGAGAAUGGUAAUUGCUGCUGUUGCUGCUCAUACACGGUCAAGAAUUCUGCAGGCUUGGGCAUUAGAAGUUCAAAAUAAACAUGCUGAAGCACUAGUGGAACUGUUCAAAGUUUGUCUUAUCCACCGUGUCUUCCCUCCCGAGGAGAACUCACCUGAGAUGGAAAUGGUUGCCAGAGGCCUUGACAAGUCUUUAAGUCUGGAACAAAGAGAGCAUAUAUUGAAGUCUUUCAUCACAGUUUGUGGCGAAGAUAUUGAUCAGAGUGUAAUGGAAGCACUGGGUUUGGGAUUAGCCGAAGAUGAACAGAGAAGCCAACAUGUAUCAACUUAA
Molecule: messenger RNA, 1311 nt
Organism: Striga hermonthica
Lineage: Eukaryota; Viridiplantae; Streptophyta; Magnoliopsida; Lamiales; Orobanchaceae
Source: the annotation of a GenBank genome assembly